CCGCACCCUCGCUGUUUGUUUCCCGCUCCGGCGACGCCGUCGGGCGAGCGGGCUACGCGAAUUCCUGCCGCCUUUCGCCUCCCGGGCCCCUCCCGUUCGUGGCGGCCAAUGGGGAGGGCGCUCCGCGGUCACGUGACGGCCGCCUCGAGUUGUCGGGGGCGCUGAGGGCGCCGGGGAGACUCCGGCGGGGCCUCAAAACAGCGGCCAAUGGGAAGUGGGGGGAGAAAGAUUGAUGGAAUCAGCGAAGGGACUGAGGGGAGGCGAAUAUAGCGGUCAUUCCCCCCCCUCCCUCCGUUCAAGAUGGAAGCGCUCGUGGAAGCGCUGCGUCAUGGCAUCCAAGCGAAGGUGGGGGGGGGAGAGGUAGCUCCCUUCAGGCCCGGGGACCCGCCCCGAACGGAAAUGACUCAGCCGCGGCAUUCGGCCGCCUUUCCCCGCGGAGCGCGCCGGCCUGCGUUGGAAGGCCGAGGGGGGCCCCCGUGGGCGUUCUAGGUGAGGGAUUUCGUUGAGGCGGCUCGGCCGAGCCCCUGCCGUUUAGCAUCUUUUGUGGCUGAGGCGGCUGAGGGGAGUUUCGGGUUUUGGCGGGAAGCGCCGGCUGGGGCGGGCGACGCCCGCUUUCCCGCCCGGACGCUUCAUUUGCCCUGGUGGAAGGGACUGUUUCGAAGGGAGGAAGAGGAGGACGGGGACGGGCCGCGGCGGCCGUUUGCCCCCCACCUGUCACCCUGCUUCUCCCGCUGUCCAAAAUGGCGCCUCCGCCGUCUCCCCUCCCUUCCCCCAGCGGUGAGCCGAGGACGACAACAGCCAACGGCCGCUCUCCUCUGGCCGCCCCGCCCCCGCACGGCGCGGGGACCAAUCGGGAGGCAACGAAUGGCAGCGAGGCCCAAUGCGCGAGCCGGCCGCCGGAGUCGGGGGCGCUGGAGGGGGGUGUCAAGCGGCCGAGAGAUUGACUCGAGUCUCGGCCAAUGGCGGGGCGGCCUCGUCCGGCGUUCCGCCCCCCUGCCAUCUGUCGAGGCUGCGAACGGGCGGGGCUGGGGCGGGAUGGUGACAUCAGCCCUUCUCUCGGCCAAUGGGGAGGCGGCGAGCGCCUAUAUAAGGGCGGUCGGGGGCAGGCCGAGAGGCGCCAUUUCGUUGUAGCUAAGGAAGGAGCUCUGCUCUGCGCGCGCGAUCGGGGAGCCCAGCGCGAGUGCGGCGAAGAGGGGGCGGACUCUUUAAUCCGGAGAGAUCGUCGUCGUCGUCGUCGUCCGCUCGGAUCCUCCUCCCGGCUUCCGUAGCGCUGGCCGCCCCCGCCCGUCCCACCCUUCAGGGAGAGCCCGCCGGCCGAGGCGGAGCGCGGCUACCGUAGUCUCCCCCCCCCCGCCUUACAAUCCACUGCCAUCCGCGGCUCCGCUCGCCACCACCGGCCCGGUUCCCGGCGCUUCCGGACGCGGCGGCUCCGGGGACGAGAGGAAGCCCCGUAUUUCGUGCCCCGCGGCGGGCCCGGCAUCCCCUGAGGGGGGGAAGCCUCGCGAGCGGGAAGUCGCCUGCAGCGCCGCGCAGCUGCGGAGGGCCGCCAUUUUCUGAGCUUUUGGCCGAAACUGAGGAACGACAAGAGGAGGAGGAAGGCAGACCCGGCGCUCCCGCGCGGCCCGCCAUGCAGCGGCCCCUCCCCGCGAUGCGCCUGUGAGAACCGCGCGCCCAGCAAAGGUGGGGGGCUCCCCCGAGGCCACGGAGGCGGCGGCUGCAGCUGCAGCGGGACCCUCCCGGGAGAGAGCAGCAGCAGCCGGCGGCGGCGGAGCAGCAUCGGCGGGCAUGCUGCAGAACGUGAACCCCAACGGCAAGCUGCUGGGUGAGGGCAAUGCCGGCUUGGUGGGCCUGGCGGUGGAGUCGACGCCGGGCAAGCGGAUCCGUAAGCCGUCGCUGCUCUACGAGGGUUUCGAGAGCCCCACCAUGGCCUCCGUCCCGGCUCUGCAGCAGCAGCAACAGCAGCUGUCGCAAGCCGUCCCGGCUCCACCCGAAGUCACCAACCCUAAAAAACCCGGCCGGGUCACCAACCAGCUCCAGUACCUGCACAAAGUGGUGAUGAAAGCUCUCUGGAAGCAUCAGUUCGCCUGGCCUUUCCGCCAGCCGGUGGACGCCCUCAAGCUGGGGCUCCCGGACUACCACAAGAUCAUCAAGCAGCCGAUGGAUAUGGGCACCAUCAAGCGCCGCCUGGAGAACAGCUACUACUGGAGUUCGGCCGAAUGCAUGCAGGACUUUAACACCAUGUUCACCAACUGCUACAUCUACAACAAGCCCACAGACGAUAUUGUGCUGAUGGCCCAGACGCUGGAGAAGAUCUUUCUGCAGAAAGUAGCCCAGAUGCCUCAGGAGGAGCAGGAGAUUGUCAUCACGGUGGCCAAGAACAGCCACAAGAAGGGAGCCUCUCGGGCGGCAGCCCUCCUGGCCGCGGCCAAUGCCGCCGCCCAGCAAGUGCCAGCCAUCUCUUCGGUGUCCCACACCGGGUUGUUCUCUGGCAGCGCCGACAUCCCCACCACCAUCAUCAACAUCCCCCACCCUUCCGUCAUCUCCACCCCUCUCCUCAAGCCACUGCACUCCACCGCGGCCUCCCAGCCGCUGCUGGCUGUCCCUGCGCCCACGCACCCGGUGACCAAGAAAAAAGGCGUCAAGCGGAAAGCGGACACCACGACUCCCACCCCGACGGCCAUCAUCGCCACCAGCGGGGGAGAGUCUUCCCCUUCCGCUGCCAUCUUGGAGGCUAAAGCAGCCAAGAUUCCCGCCCGGAGGGAGAGCGGCCGCCCCAUCAAGCCGCCCCGCAAAGACCUGCCGGAUUCGCAGCAGCACCAGACGUCCAAGCGAGGCAAGCUCUCGGAGCAGCUCAAGUACUGCAACGGCAUCCUCAAGGAGCUCGUCUCCAAGAAGCACGCGGCCUACGCUUGGCCCUUCUACAAGCCCGUCGACGCUUCCGCGCUGGGUCUCCACGACUACCACGAGAUCAUCAAGCACCCGAUGGAUCUCAGCAGCAUUAAGCGCAAGAUGGAGAACCGGGAGUACCACGAUGCGCAGGAGUUUGCGUCCGACCUGCGGCUGAUGUUCUCCAACUGCUACAAGUACAACCCUCCUGACCACGAUGUGGUGGCCAUGGCCCGGAAGCUGCAGGACGUCUUUGAAUUCAGCUACGCCAAGAUGCCCGAUGAGCCCCUCAACAUCAGCCCCCCCUCAACAUCCCUCCCACAGCCGGGGCUUCUGAUGAAGUCCUCCACGGAUGACUCCUCCAGCGACGAGGAGGAAGAGGAGGAUGACGAAGAGGGGGAGGACGACGAAGAGGGGGACGAGGAUGAGAGCAGCAGCGAGAGCUCCUCGGAUUCGGAGGAGGAGAGUUCGGACUCGGAAGAGGAGCGGGCCAAUCGGCUGGCUGAGCUGCAGGAACAGUUGCGGGCAGUGCACGAGCAGCUGGCCGCCCUCUCCCAGGGACCGGUGUCCAAGCCCAAGAAGAAGCGCGACAAGAAGGAGAAAAAGAAGAAGAAAAAAUCGGACAAGCGCAAAGCCAAAACGGGAGACGAGGAGAGCCGCGCUCACCCGGCCCAGCUGAAGAAGUCGAAGAAGGCCGGUGGAGGCGGCGGGAGCAGUGGCGGGAGCAAGAACACCAAGAAGUCAGUCCCCAAGGCGGUGGUGGCUCCCCCGAUGCCCGUCCUCUUUGACUCGGAGGAGGAAGAGGAGAGCAAGCCCAUGAGCUACGACGAGAAGCGCCAGCUCAGCCUGGACAUCAACAAGCUGCCUGGGGAGAAGCUGGGCCGGGUGGUGCACAUCAUCCAGUCGCGGGAGCCCUCCCUGAGGGACUCCAACCCGGAGGAGAUCGAGAUCGACUUUGAAACCCUCAAGGCCUCGACGCUGCGGGAGCUGGAGCACUACGUCCUCUCGUGCCUGCGCAAGAAGCCUCGGAAGCCCUACAGCGAGACCCUGAAGAAGCCGGUGGGCAAGACGAAGGAGGAGCUGGCCCUGGAGAAGAAGCGCGAGCUGGAGAGGCGCUUGCAGGAUGUCAGCGGGCAGCUGAACUCGGCCAAGAAGCCGCCCAAGAAAGCCAAUGAGAAACCGGAGUCUGCCCAGCAGCUGCCCAUCUCCCGCCUGAGUGCCAGCAGCUCCAGCUCCGACUCCAGCAGCUCCAGUUCCUCCUCCUCUUCCUCGGACACAAGCGACUCGGACUCCAGCUAGGCGGCCGCGGAGCCAGCGAGGAGAGACGGGAUGGCGGGAGGAAGGCCGGUUCCGCAGGAUCGGAACCCGGAAGAGCGGGACGAACGAGGGGCUCCUUCCCCCCCCCGGGGGGGGGGGAGAGGUCAGCGUGGGAAGGCUCGGCCGCUGGCUCUCCCCUCUCCUCCCCACUGGACCGCGGUGGGGGCGACAGCUGGUCCCCCGCCCUGUUUGUGCUUCGGCUGGAAGGGGGGCGGCGGCGGCGCUGGGACUGUGUACAGGUUGCUCUAGAAGGGGAGGCCCGCCUUGAACUCCAAAGCCUUUGUGUAGUUUUUAUCCGGCAUUUAGCGAGUUUUGAGUUUGGUGACGCUCCUUCUCCGGAGAGACAAGAGAUGGCCUGGGGUGGGGUGCGCUCCCCCCCCAACUCCGUGCUCCAGCUUGGAGCCCCCCUCCCCUCUCAGGUGGGGGAGGGGAGGAAAGUUGCCUCCUCCUCACUUACUCCCCCCACCGGCACUCGAGGUUCUUUAUUUAUUCCCCCUCCCCCCCCCUUUUCUUCUCCCCUCGUUGGCUUCCCUGGACCCGGAGUGAGUGCAACCGUGUUAUGUCUUUGGCACAAUCGCCACCGCAUGUUCUUUGCCCCUCGGGGGCGGCUGCCCUUCGGAAGAGGAGAGGCGGCCCUCUUGAGAUUUUUUUUACGUUGACUGUAUAUUUUUUCUACUGUUUUCUUUGAUUCCCACUUGUUCAUCUUCUUCUAGGGCUCUGUUUCAUCUUACUGUAUGUUAAAUCUUCUGGUUCUUUAACAUGUAAAUAAAAACAAAAAACGGUA
Pseudonaja textilis is the source of this 4987-nucleotide messenger RNA. RefSeq names its product bromodomain containing 2 (gene BRD2). Gene Ontology annotation, biological process: regulation of DNA-templated transcription; chromatin remodeling. Lineage: Eukaryota; Metazoa; Chordata; Lepidosauria; Squamata; Elapidae. The record is from RefSeq and is a predicted model, not a curated record. Gene Ontology annotation, cellular component: chromatin; nucleus.